This is a messenger RNA of Syngnathus typhle (broad-nosed pipefish), 1297 nucleotides long. It is a transcript of the gene tpm2, whose product is annotated as tropomyosin 2 (beta). The transcript is spliced from 9 exons. Gene Ontology annotation, biological process: muscle contraction; actin filament organization. The coding region runs from base 141 to 995 and encodes 284 amino acids. Lineage: Eukaryota; Metazoa; Chordata; Actinopteri; Syngnathiformes; Syngnathidae. Gene Ontology annotation, molecular function: actin filament binding. The record is from RefSeq and is a predicted model, not a curated record. Gene Ontology annotation, cellular component: actin filament.
GAAAAAGUGUGGGGGCUCACUCAGUUGGUUUUCCAUCUUCAAGAUUUCCACCUCGCAGGUUCUCCUGUCCUCUCUUGCUCCCUUCACACCGUGCUGAGUCUGUUUCUGUUAGACUAACCGUACAACAAACCUGAGGAAACAUGGAGGCCAUCAAGAAGAAAAUGCAGAUGCUGAAGCUGGACAAGGAGAAUGCCAUAGACCGGGCAGAACAGGCAGAGGGGGACAAGAAAGGAGCAGAGGACAAAUGCAAACAGCUGGAAGAGGAGCUGCUGGGUCUACAGAAGAAGCUGAAAGGAGUGGAAGAUGAACUCGAUAAAUACUCUGAAUCGUUGAAGGAUGCCCAGGAGAAAUUGGAACAAGCUGAAAAAAAGGCAGCAGAUGCUGAAGCUGAGGUGGCAUCUCUAAACAGGCGUAUCCAGCUGGUGGAAGAAGAGUUGGACCGAGCUCAGGAGAGACUUGCAACUGCCCUGCAGAAGCUAGAGGAAGCUGAGAAAGCUGCUGAUGAGAGUGAAAGAGGAAUGAAGGUCAUAGAGAACAGAGCAAGCAAGGACGAGGAGAAAAUGGAGAUCCAAGAGAUGCAGCUGAAAGAGGCCAAACAUAUCGCUGAAGAAGCCGAUCGCAAAUAUGAAGAGGUCGCACGUAAACUUGUGAUUCUUGAGGGCGACCUGGAGCGUUCAGAGGAGCGUGCUGAGGUGGCCGAGGCUAAAUCAGGUGAUCUUGAGGAAGAAUUGAAAAAUGUCACCAACAACUUGAAGUCACUGGAGGCUCAGGCUGAAAAGUACUCACAGAAGGAGGACAAAUAUGAAGAAGAAAUAAAACUUCUUACUGACAAACUGAAAGAGGCUGAGACCCGAGCAGAGUUUGCAGAGCGAUCUGUGGCCAAGCUGGAGAAGACCAUUGAUGAUCUCGAAGAUGAAGUGUAUGCUCAGAAGCUGAAGGGCAAGGCUCUCAGUGAGGAGCUGGACCUAGCCCUCAAUGAUAUGACUACCCUGUAGAAGCUGUCACUUCUUCUCCUUCCUCUUUCAUCUUUUCUCUGUCUGCUUCCUGCCGUAUUACUGCAUUCAACUGUGGUAUUGUCAAGCUGGAAAAAAAACAAAUCUUGAAAUGUCAUGUUCACCCAUCAUUGCGCUGUUGGGUCUGGUCCUAAAGAACAUCGACCUCUUGAAAGCAUUGUAGGUUACAGCUCACCCAGUCAGUGCCGAGUAUUUUGCAGCGGUCACACUACUCCCACACAUUUCUUCAGUUGCAAAACACUCUGCAACUCUCCGUUGUAAUAAAUGUAUUUAAACGCUCUUCA